Messenger RNA from Ostrinia furnacalis (Asian corn borer), 3681 nucleotides. It is a transcript of the gene Cep97, whose product is annotated as centrosomal protein 97kDa. The transcript has 15 exons. The record is from RefSeq and is a predicted model, not a curated record. NCBI's taxonomy places the organism in Eukaryota, Metazoa, Arthropoda, Insecta, Lepidoptera, Crambidae. Gene Ontology annotation, molecular function: protein binding. The coding region runs from base 92 to 2347 and encodes 751 amino acids.
GAUAUGUCAAAUGUACACAAAUGUUGAUUUUUUGUGGAAAACUGCAUCGUAUUUCCGAUAAAUAAAUAAAAGAUGCUGUAAUAAAACAAAUAUGGACGAACCUAAGAAUGAAACUUUGGAUCUAUCGAGGCGUGGGUUGAAGAAAAUAGAGAAAGCGCCUGCAGACGAAUCUAAGACGGUUAUUAAUUUAAUCCUCGAUCAGAAUGAGCUGCAGAGACUGGACAAUAUCGAGACAUACAGCCGUGUUGAGAAUGUCUCAAUUUGCAACAAUUUCUUGCUCCGUAUGCAUGGAGUAUCCCGCCUGACGAAUAUACGAAUACUUGCUUUAAACAAUAAUGGAAUUCUCCAAAUAGAGGGACUAAAAGAUCUGAUAUACCUAAAAGUACUAAAAUUAGCUGGUAACAACAUAAAGUCAAUAGAACACCUGAACAACAACAUUCAUCUAGAAUACUUGGAUCUUUCAAAUAACCAAAUUUCUUUCAUUGCUGAUAUUUCUUAUUUGAAAAACUUAAAACACCUAAGCCUAGAGCGCAACAGGAUAACCGACCUCCGUCAAUGCGACCGUUACCUGCCUCCACACUUAGAACAUCUAGGGCUGGCGCACAACAACAUCCCCGACUUGAACGAAAUCAGCCAUCUCGUGCACCUGACGAAGCUGGAUAGCUUCUCCGUGCAAGGCAACCCUUGUGUAGCUAUGGCGGGGAAGGACAAACUAGGUUUCGACUACCGUCCGUUCGUCUUGAAUUGGAUACUCAGUGUGAAAAGCAUCGAUGGCUUCGUCGUCAGCGCGAUAGAGAGCCUAAAAGCAGAAUGGCUGUACAGUCAAGGCAAGGGCCGCCAUUUCCACGCCGGCCAGCACCAAGAGUUAUGCGAGUACCUGGCCUCCACCUGCCCUCUCACGGCCGACGCGCUCGAGACCGAGGACCAGAGGAAACUGCGCCUUAUUCUCAGCAAGGCUCAACAUCAUCAACAGCAGCUAAAAGACCAAAACCACAGUCCCUUGAAAACGAAGUUACAAUCUCCGAGAGUUCAAUCCCGUAUAUCCUCCCGGCACAUGGGCCGUUCGCCCGAUCGGCUGACGUCUAGUUUCCACGCCGCGUUGCCCAAGUCAGCUUCGCCGCAGCUGAUGUCAGCUUCAUACUCCGGAGACAUCCCUAUACCAUCAGCUAUGAGCCAGAGCUUCGACUCGCCUGGCUUGAUGUAUGGGGGAGAGAAGAGAGACAAUGGCAAAGAGAAGGAGAAAGUGCCAGAACUACCGCCAGCAAAACCAGUGAAUCAUUCCCUAGAAGCAGCAUCCAAGAUGGUUCCCGUGCCAGAAUCGCUCAUGAGUCCUGACUACCAGGACCCUAUCUACGACAUCCAAAGAUCCAUACCAAAGCCGACCAACCACUCAGUCAAUAGCAUCUCUAACACAUCGUCUCAAUCAAGCAACAGUAGCAUACAAGAAGAGAAACCGCACAGACAGAUUGUUCAGCCAAAUAAGAAUAUAAAAGGAUCCCCUAAGCUGCCCAAAAGUGCGACUUCCAGCCCGAAGUUAAAGUCCAAAAUCGAGCGGAAGGGAAGUUUGUCUAAAGGUGACAUAAAAACCGAAGAGAAAAAGCUGAACGGCAUGACGAAACAAGAGAGCGGGGACCAGAUAGACCCAGACAAGUUGGAAAUCAUCAAACUAGCGUCCAACCAGAGACGACAGAAGAAAAUGAGCGCGGAAUGCAUGGCCGCCGUCACCAUCCAGAAGAUGUGGCGUGGAUACCGCAGCAGGAACCUUAAUAAGGAUACGCUGAGGAUCCUGCAUGCCAUCCAGGCUGCGAGAGCGAGACAGCACAUACAAAGGUUAACGUGCGACAUGGAGGCAACUAAGGCAGCUCUCGAAAGCGAGCGCAAGAUUCAGCAGCUACAGAUGCAAGCCAUCAACGCGCUAUGGAAGAAAGUUUCAACGUUGCAAGCGGCUGACACCCAAAAAGUCCGGUCGUGCGAUUCGGACGACAGCACGGAGGCGGUGCGGCAGUUGACCGAGACGUGCAGCCGGCUGCAGUCGCAGGUGGCGUCGCUGCAGACGUGCAUGCAGGACAUCCUGCGCUGCGUGGCCUGCGCGCGCGCGCCCGCCGCCACGCAGACCGACGUCACGUGCGUGUGCACGCCGCAGGAGGAACGCGUUUCGUUUUUAAAACGACCGCAGUCGCUGCCGCUUGCGCCCGCUGCGCCCGCGCCCGAGCCCGCUCCUGCGCCCCAACAGGACACCGAGAAACCAAACGAAAUGGACACUCUUGACAUAGAGCGCACAGAGUCGAUCAUAGAGGAGAAAACCGACAGCUUGGAGGAACGCGAGCAAGAGGUCAUCGUUGACUGAUGACGACCCGAAACCGACCUAGUUGCAGCUACUUAGGGUUCAAAAUACUCUAAGGUAAAUCUUAUGCUAUGAGAAGAUAAUUAAAAACCUAUCUUUGCUUUACCGUUAAAGGAGGCUGCUAUUAGAUGACAAUAAGAUAUUAAUAAAACGUCGAACACCAAAUAACAUCUAAGAAGCUAUAAUUAAGUAAAUCCUCCUUAAACGCUAAAGUAAUGAAUAGGUAAUAAAUAACAUCGCAAAAUCAACCUUGUUGUAUUACGUUAAGGUUCGGAAUGUGCUGUAGUGGCGAAGCUUAGAUUGGGCUUGUGUAAUGUGGAAUUGUGGUAUGGUACGCUUAUUAGGAAGGUAUGACCCGGGUAGAGAGGGGCAGUUGUUAAAAGACAGUAUUAUAAAAGACAAAUUUUGAAUAUUUAUGGAUGGACUUCACUAUAUUAGGCCAAAUAUUAUUUAAAACAAAGGCUUCUAUGUAUUCUACUAAGCUGUUAAGAACUAAAAUGAUGUCCGAGAUCAGAGAGCGCUGGUUACCAAAACAACUUAAAAUCGCGUAAACAAAAUGCGCACGUAUACGUUAAUGACAACUGUUUAUUAUGGAUCAAUUUAUAACCUUCGCUGACCUUGCAGCAAGUUUGCUCCUCUAGCUGGCUCAAAUUCGACUAAACGAGUCAUGGAGAAUUGACUGUAACUUAAUAAGCAAUUUCUGCACAGCUUACAUACAUACAAUUAGUAAGUAAGGAUACAUAGAUGUCUUUGAUUAAAACUAAUCCACUCUACGCGGGUCUAAAUCGACGUUUUAUUGUAAUCCAAGCCAAUGAUGAAGCCAGAAAUGGACUCUAUGUGCAAUAUUAUAAGAUUAGAAAUCUUUCAGCAAGACAUAACUGAUUCCUUUUUUUCUUGCCAGGCAUAUUGCGAUGACGUAUCUUGCCUAUGCAUAAUGACAAAUUAGAUACAUGCACAAUAUGACAAAAAGUACUUUAUUCUCUCAAGAAUAAAGUUCAUAUUCAAAAAUUAUUUGGCUUGCCUUAUUUUUGUGGAAUAAACGAUAGACGGUAAAUAAAAUUAUGUUUGAUAUUGCAUACGUUAAGUUAAUUUGAAUACCGCAGCGAAAGAAGGAUAAAGAAACAUAAGGGGCACUCAAUCUUGUAAAAUAAUUUUAAUUUACCAUUAUUACAUUUUGAUGAUUGAAACAUUCUAGUCGCAGAAUCGUCUCUUACGUCAAUUAAUUAGAAAAAAAUAUGCAUCUUUUUAUGUUUUACUACACUAAAAUAUCGUUUAACGAUGCACCGCAUACUAAUCAAACUAAUACAAUUUUUCCAAAGAUUUAAAUUAGGUGUACA